UUCAGUGUGAGUGUGCAGAGUGAGGAACGUAGUGUUUAUUACCAAAAGAAAAAGAAAAAAAUAAAAAUAGAAAAAAGUGCAAAAGAAAGAAAAAAUUCAGUUUUGAAACACACAUCACCAUUCAAAAUGGCGUUUCUGAAAUUAUGUAUAUUCACUCUGGUAAUAGGUUCUGCUAUUGCCCAGCGUUCGAAUUUUCGUGUAGGUGCGGGUCACCCAACAUCACAACGCCAUCUACCUAAGCGACCAACUACACCACCAAAAACAGAAGAAGCAUACGAACCAACGACAGAGUGCCCAGAUGCAAAUGGCUUCUUUCCUGAUGGAGAACAGUGCGACAAAUAUUAUGCUUGCAGUGAUGGUGUGGCUACAGAACGUCUUUGUGCUGAUGGUAUGGUUUUUAACGACUACAGUCCCAUCGAGGAGAAAUGUGACUUGCCUUACAAUAUUGAUUGCACCAAACGUUCAAAAUUACAAACUCCACAACCAUCGCAGCAUUGUCCCCGAAAGAAUGGUUACUUUGGUCAUGAAAAGGCUGGAAUCUGUGAUAAAUUCUACUAUUGUGUGGAUGGGCAAUUUAAUAUGAUUACUUGUCCUGUAGGACUUGUAUUCAAUCCCAAAACUGGUAUUUGUACAUGGCCGGAUGAGGUUGGUGUCACCGGUUGUAAGUCGGAGGAUAUAUUUGAGUUCGAGUGUCCUAAGGUAAAUGAAACUAUUGCGGUUACACACCCACGUUACGCUGAUCCUGAUGAUUGUCAAUACUUUUAUGUCUGUGUUAAUGGUGAAAUUCCACGUAGAAAUGGUUGCAAGUUGGGACAAGUCUUCGACGAUGAAAAGAAACACUGCGAAUGGGCUCGACAAGUACCAGAAUGUGCUGAUUGGUACAAGGAUCGUUUGACAGAUGUUGAGUUAGAAGAAUUGGAAAAUCCAAAACCCAAGGUUAAAAAACCACAACGUACGCGCGGUCCUUCAAGGCGAAAGCAAACGAAAGUUGCUCAAGAGGAAGAUGAAGAGGAGUAAAUGCUGCGAUAGCUGCAACAAUAUUAACCCACUUAAGAGAACUGGAGGACGAGUAAUAGCUUUAAGAAAACGUUGCUUUAUUUUCAAGUAGUUUUUUUUUUAAUGUAAAAAAUUGAUUUCCAUUCGCUUUUUUUUUUGAUUUGGCUGUAUUCACAAUACCAUAAAUUAUAGAUCUAUAUAUUUUUAUUGAAAAAAAUUUAUAACUCUUAUUA
Messenger RNA from Teleopsis dalmanni, 1229 nucleotides. Its product is annotated as protein obstructor-E. The record is from RefSeq and is a predicted model, not a curated record. The transcript is spliced from 6 exons. The coding region runs from base 127 to 1017 and encodes 296 amino acids. Lineage: Eukaryota; Metazoa; Arthropoda; Insecta; Diptera; Diopsidae. Gene Ontology annotation, cellular component: extracellular region. Gene Ontology annotation, molecular function: chitin binding.